Molecule: messenger RNA, 946 nt
Organism: Drosophila nasuta
Lineage: Eukaryota; Metazoa; Arthropoda; Insecta; Diptera; Drosophilidae
Exons: 3
Coding region: 5-895 (296 amino acids)
Molecular function (GO): protein binding
Source: RefSeq, a predicted model, not a curated record
CCAGAUGCCCAACGCGCGCAUCGAACACAUCUCCUCUGAGCCGCACGAGGGAGACGCCACUUGUGUGGCAUACUUUGGCAAUCAGCUGUUCUCUGGCGGAGCCGAUGGCAAAAUACGCAUUUGGUCGGCUUCCUUACAGCUGCUAUCCACUGUGAAUGCCCACGAUGCGUAUAUCUAUUGCAUGGCCGUCAAUGAGCUGGGCAAGCUUUACUCAAGCAGCUGUGAUGGGCAGGUAAAGUACAUGCUGCCGCCGUAUGAGGACGCCAGUGUGCAGGAACUCUUUCGUUGCGAUGAUGCUAUUCAAGCGAUGUAUUGCGAUGGCGCUGUGCUUUAUACAGGCGAUGACAAGGGCGUGGUGACCACUUGGAGCAACGAUCGCAUGCUCUUCAAAUACAAUCUGGUGGAAGAAGUGAAAUCGCUGGCCGGCGAAAAGCAGUUGAUAUACACAGUGCGUGAUCUUGAUGUGGUCAUAUCACUGAUUGUCGAAGGGAAAUCGGGCAAGUACAGCAAUAAAGCCGUGUUGCCAGGCAAAUCACCUCUAACGCUGCUCGGACCACUAGUGGAUGGCAAGCGUAGUUAUUUAGCAUUUCCCGAUCGCUCGGGAAUGGGACUUCAGCUAGUGCACAACUUGCCACAGCAUAAGUUUGCACACAUCUGGCAAAUGCCGCAAUGUCAUGAUUGGAUCAUGAACAGCAUUUGCGGCGAUGAGGAGCAUCUUUACUCGGGUGGCUACGAUAAUUUGGUCAAAGGAUGGACUGAUUUAACGGCGCCACAACCUCGUAGUCUCGGCGAAGUUGAAAUUGGGAGCUGCGUCAAUUAUAUUUGCUGUGGUGCCAACAACACUGUGUAUAUUGCAAGCAGCGAUGGUUUCAUACGCUGCGCCAAGUUUGUAUAGUUUAAGAAACAAAAAAUAUAAAAAAAAAUUCGUUCUCAAUUUAUCUGUUAC